CCAGGUAGAGCUGCUGGUGGAAGAGGCACUUACAUCCUCUCAAAAUAAGUGGAUUUAAUUGAUCAUCUUUUGCAAGACAUUAUAACUUUUAGAGGCCGUAUUUCAGUGAAGUCUGCAAUGUCAGUGUCAGUUGUGACAUACGAACAGCUCAAAGCUAUGCUGGCCAAUCACAGCGUGCAGCUUUUUGAUGUCAGGAAUCCAGAUGAAUUCCAGGCUGGCCGGAUUCCUGAUUCUGUCAACAUUCCUUUGGGACAGCUUGAGGAGUCACUGAAACUCCCACCACUCCAGUUUCAACAGCAAUUUGGGGUGAAAGCCCCUAAAAAGGAAGACGAUGACAUAGUUUUCCAUUGCCGAAGCGGGAAAAGGAGUUUGACUGCUCUUGAAAUCGCUCAUCGUCUGGGAUUCUCUAAGGCACGGCAUUAUGCAGGCGGAUACAUUGAUUGGGAAGAGCGUGAGAAGAAGUAACAGGACUAAUUGAGCCACAUUUUCAAUCACUUUAA
Messenger RNA from Sinocyclocheilus rhinocerous, 500 nucleotides. Its product is annotated as thiosulfate sulfurtransferase/rhodanese-like domain-containing protein 1. The record is from RefSeq and is a predicted model, not a curated record. The coding region runs from base 118 to 465 and encodes 115 amino acids. NCBI's taxonomy places the organism in Eukaryota, Metazoa, Chordata, Actinopteri, Cypriniformes, Cyprinidae. The transcript has 4 exons.